Alternaria arborescens is the source of this 627-nucleotide messenger RNA. RefSeq lists its product as hypothetical. Bases 1 to 627 code for a protein of 208 amino acids. NCBI's taxonomy places the organism in Eukaryota, Fungi, Ascomycota, Dothideomycetes, Pleosporales, Pleosporaceae. The record is from RefSeq and is a predicted model, not a curated record. The transcript has a single exon.
AUGCAGAAGGCAGUACCACAGCUUCGGAUAUCGUCAUCAACAACAGUCACCCCCAUACCGCUGCCUUCAUGGCUAAAGAUAUCGUACAUCGUCAUCGGCGACCCUUUGUUCGACGGAUUUAUUCCCGAUGCGAUCGAACCAGACGAAGCAAUCCAAUCUGGAGACAGGAUAAUUGAUCAUAGUGGCGUAAUACGGGGGAGCGGCACCGUUGGAGCAUUCAUACGAUCCGGCAACGACCUUUACACACUGACUGCUGGCCACAUCGUGAACGACGCAGCAGGAACGACAUUCGAGAUCGAAUACCGGGUCACAGAAACGAAGAUCCGCGCCGACCAUCUGAAGUUGCGGCAUCCUGACCGCCAUGACCCCUGGACCCGAGAGGUUAAAAUCCUCCGGGUCAGGACAGAAGAUCGAGACCGAGUCGAACCUUAUCUAAAGCGCGUCAACAUUCACAAAUACAGUAAACAAGGAGAAGCGAAACACUUCGACAUGGAGAACGAUAGCGCACGAGGUUGGGCUAUGGUCGGAGUUGUGCAAGCAAGGUCAGUACUCUACGUAUAUAAGGAGGGCCGCACGACCCGCAAGCCAUUUGGGGUUCCUAGUGGUGUACUGGACUGCGUAUCAUAA